UGACCUAGAUCGAAAACUCCCGUCGUCGCCCGCCUCCUCCUCAGCCUCCGACGCCGACCACCGCCGUGCCAUCCUCGACGAAAGGGUGACGGUCUCCCUCGUGCCCUCCUCAGCACCGGCGAUGGCGUCCCACCCACCACCUUCACCCCAUGAGCUCGAUCUGGGGUCCUUCCUCGCGCUGCCUCCAGACUCCUCCUUUGCCAGCGAGGCCGACGCGGAUUACCACCGUGCCGUCGACGAUCUUCUGCUCCUCAUCUCCUCGUACGAACAUGUAGACAACGACGAGACAAUCCAUACACCCAGCACCAACCAUAAAGCCCUGACCCGUACCAAAGCCCCACCGCUGCCCUGUGAGCUCGAUCGGGAGGCCUUCCUCCCGCCGUCUCCCGUCUCUUCCUCAGCCUCCGACGCCAACGCUGAUCACCGCCGGGCCGUUGAAGACCAUCUCCACCACCUCUCCUCGUCCCACUCCGACGAGGACGACAACGACGAGCUGCAGGAUCCCUUGUUGAACAUGGAUGAUGCGUGCACCAUCCUCACCAGCACCGUGCGCUCUGUGCAGCUGUUCAGGGUUGAUGGUUUGACAGCGUUGUGCUCGCAGCCCGGUCUGGCUAAGCAGUGCAUCAAAUCAAAGUGUGAGAUCGGUGGGUAUGAGUGGGAAAUCAUUUGCAAUGUACCUACUUAUUCCACCAGUUGGCUAGACUUCGGCCUUAUGUUAUUGAGUGAAGUCCCCCCAAAUGGCUCUGUGACAGCGAGCAUAAGCUGUCUCCUGGUACAUCCGAGGGUGCCGGGCAAUCCAUCACACCCUUUACUGCGCAGAGCACCACACUCUGAGGUGACAGCGUCACAUGUGUUCAAGCGCCACAAAGAUUGCUCACAUCAGGUUAUGAUCGUGCAAAAAAAAUCUCUACCUGCGCCGGCAUGUCCUAAUGAUGAUUACUUGUGUGUGGAGUGCACCAUUACUGUUCUGAAGGAAGGUCCUGAUGCCUCUGUGGCAACUGCACUUCCGGUGCCGGCUUCCAACUUGCAGCAGCACCUUGGUGAGCUCCUGCAGAGCAAGACCGGAUCUGAUAUUACGUUCGUCGUCUCUGGUGAAUCCUUCAUAGCUCACAAGAGUAUCCUUGCUGCGAGGUCGCCUGUCCUCAUGGCUGAGUUCUUCGGGAGCAUGAGGGAGAGGAGCGCUCAGCAAGUCGUGAUCGAGGACGUGGAGGCGGAAGCAUUCAAGGCCAUGCUGCACUUCAUCUACACCGACAAAGUUCCUGAAUUUGAUUCGGAGCCGGAGGCUGCAGUGACCAUAGCUCAGCAUCUGCUUGCGGCGGCUGACAGGUAUGGGCUGGACAAGCUCAAGGUUAUGUGCGAGGACAAGCUUUCAGGUGGCGUUACUGUCGAGACAGCAGCUACUACUUUGGCUUUAGCUGAGCAGCACAACUGCUCUGACCUCAAGGCUAGGUGCAUCGAAUUCAUCCUCAGCAGUCCUACGAUCCUUGAAGCGGUGAUGGCGACUGAGGGGUAUAAGAAUCUGGAGGCAAUCUGUCCUGCUAUUACUAGCAUGGCAUUGUGCGUGGGAGAAGCAACUGAAUCAUAGAUAAGAAGUUGGAGCUGAGCCUUUUAGUUUCCGUAUCUUCACCUUAAAUGUUUUGUUUAGUAGUAGAACUUAAAUUAUGCAUGUCUUCCGCCAAAUGAUGGCAUUUGUUAAUUCUAUCUAUGUUUUGACAUUUGAGCAACCAGUGUGUGCUUGCGUUUUCCCCUAAG
Molecule: messenger RNA, 1752 nt
Organism: Hordeum vulgare subsp. vulgare (domesticated barley)
Lineage: Eukaryota; Viridiplantae; Streptophyta; Magnoliopsida; Poales; Poaceae
Product: BTB/POZ and MATH domain-containing protein 1-like
Exons: 2
Coding region: 122-1585 (487 amino acids)
Biological process (GO): protein ubiquitination
Molecular function (GO): protein binding
Source: RefSeq, a predicted model, not a curated record